AUGGAUGAUUGGGAUGAAAUGGAAGAAUUUCAGAAUUUCUGCAUGGAUGAUAUAGCAAUGUUGUUUUAUGAUGAUGAUGAUGUGGUGUUUGUUGAAGAGCGUCGGGGUGAAGGGUGGGAGGUUCAGGAAGAUCGUGGUGAUGAUGAUGUGGUGUUUGUUGAAGAGCGUCGGGGUGGGAGGUUCAGGAAGGUAGUAAUCUAAUCUCUCUUUAAGCCCAAAAAAAAUUUCACUUGAAUUCUGCUUUAGGUGCACCUUACAAAAUCAGACAUUCUAAAAAUCUAUGAAUUCAGAAAUUGCAAAAUCGGUAAAAUCAAAAACAGUCAGAAAUGGGGAAAAACUGUGAAUUCACAAAUUGAGAAAUUCGAAAAGUCGGUAAAUUCAAGAAAGUUCAGACAUUCUAAAAAUCUCCAAAUUCAGACGUUCCAAAAAUCUAUUAUAUCAGAAAUUCAGAAAUUCCAAAAGUCGGUAAAUUCACAAAUUCGGAAAAGCUGUGAAUUCAGAAAUUCAGACGUUCUAAAAUUGUGUGAAUCCAGAAAUUCGUAGAUCCAAGAAAAUUCAGACAUUCUAAAAAGUUGUGAAUACAUAAAUUGAGAAAUUCGAAAAAUCGGUAAAUUCGAAAAAAUUGAGAAAUUGUAAAAAUCUUCAAAUGCAGAGAUUCUAAAACGCUGUGAAUUCAGAAAUCCAAAAAUGGUAACAACCGGUUAAUCCGAGAAAAUUCAGAAAUGGGCAAAAACUGUGAAUUCACAAAUUGAUUCCAAAAAUCGGUAAAGUCAGACAUUCUAAAAAGUUGUGAAUACAUAAAUUCAGAAAUGCUAACAAUCGGUUAAUUCGAAAAGAUUGAGAAAUUGUAAAAAUCUUCAGAUUCAGAAAGUUUUAAGAUCUGUAAAUUCAGAAAUUCAGUUGUAAAAAUCUUCAAAUUCAGACAUUCUAAAACGCUGUGCAUUGAGAAAUUCAAAAAUCGGAAAAUUCAAAAAACACCAGAAAUCCUGAAAAUCGGUAAACUCACAGGUUCAGAAAUGGUAACAAUCGGUUAAUUCGAGAAAAUUCAGAAAUUGUAAAAAUCUGCAAAAUCAGACAUUAUAAAAAUCUAUGAAUUCCAAAAUCGGUAAAUUCAAAAACACUCAGAAAUGGUGAAAAACUGUGAAUUCAGAAAUUCAGAAAUACUAAAAGUCGGGAAAUUCAGACAUUCUAAAAAUCUCCAAAUUCAGACGUUCCAAAAAUCUAUUAAAUCAGAAAUUCAGAAGUUCCAAAAAUCGAUAAAUUCCCAAGUUCUGAAAAGCUGUGAAUUCAGAAAUUCAGACGUUCUCAAAAUGUGUGAAUUGAGAAAUUCCAAAAAUCCGUAAAUCCAAGAAAAUUCAGAGAUUCUAAAAAGUUGUUGAUACAUAAAUUCAGAAAUGCUAAUUAAUUAAUGUUAGUUCGAAAAAAUUGAGAAAUUGUAAAAAUCUUCAAAUUCAGAGAUUCUAAAACGCAGUGAAUUCAGAAAUUCUGAAGUCUUCAAAAUCAGACAUUCUAAAAAUCUAUCAAUUAUGAAAUUCAGAAAUUCCAAAAAUCGGUUAAUGCAAAAAAGUCAGAAAUGGGGAAAAACUGUGAAUUCACAAAUUCACAAAUACUAAAAGUCGGGAAAUUCAGAAAUUCGGACAUUCUAAAAAUCUCCAAAUUCAGACGUGCUGAAAAUCUAUUAAUUCAGAAAUUCCCAAAAGCGGUAAAUGCGAAAAAAUUCAAGCAGUCUAAAAUGCUGUGAACUCAGAAAUGCUAAGAAUCGGUUAAUUCGUAAAAAUUCAGAAAUUGGAAAAAUCUUCAAAUUCAGAAAGUCUGAAGAUGUGUAAAUUCACAAAUUCGGAAAUUCUAAAAAUUGGUAAAUUCGGAAAUUCAGACAUUCUAAAAAGCUGUGAAUUUAGAAAUGCGGAAAUUCUAAAAGUCUUCAAAUUCAGAAAGUCUAAAUGUCUUCAAAUUCACACAUUGUACAAAUCAUGAAAAUAUUUCAAUUUUGAGUGCGAACGCGAAAGUGACCAAAAUGUGUCAGCUGCGAACGAAAAUUUUAAAAAAUCAAAGAUUCUAAGUUGGUUAGUUUUGGUAAUUAGCAUCGAAGGAGAGUGAUUUAGAGUAAGUAAUUACUUAUUAGUAAUAAUUAGAAAUAAGAGUAUGAAGCUGAUAUUAAUUAACCUGCGACUAUCAGUAGUAUGUAACCAAUUUCUAACAUGAGAAGGGGUAUAACUGUCAUAUUAGAAAUAAGACUAUGGAGUUAAUACUAAUUAACCUGGGACCAUCAGUACUACUUGAAUGAAUCUAUGCGUUCAAAAGGCAUAUUCAUUAGUACUAGUAAUUAGUAGCAACCUCAUACUUUUAGUUCUAAUACAACAGUAAUUAAAAAAAUUACUAUGCUUUAUUGUUAACCUGAUAACUUCGGGAAUCCUCUCCAAAGCAAACAAUCUGAUCAAUAGUGUUCUUGAAAUGAAUGUGGCAAUUUAUAUAUACCAGUACGUCUGCUCUAACGUUAACCAAUAUAAAUAUAAAUAGACCUUUUCAAGUUAUAGUUAUGAAAUACACGUGCUGACAUACUA
Molecule: messenger RNA, 2561 nt
Organism: Didymodactylos carnosus
Lineage: Eukaryota; Metazoa; Rotifera; Eurotatoria; Philodinida; Philodinidae
Source: the annotation of a GenBank genome assembly